AUGACCACUCGAAUUCCCUUGAUCUAUGUGCGUCCAGUGGUCUUCAUGAUAGUGGCUGAGGAUCCGACUGAAAGUUAUAGGUUUAUGUGGCGCCGAGGGAACGAUCGCAAUUUGCAUCCACGACUAAUCGGAGUGCCAGAAAUCGAUAGAUUACCUUGUUCGCAAUUCGCAUCCACGACUAAUCUGAGUGCUGGCAAAGGGAUACGUGUGAUAGAUGCUGCCCGGAACUACGACGAUGGCGCCAAUCUCGGAAGAGAGGCCGGAAUGAUGCAGUACCUUGACCAGCUGGACGUCAAGGGCUCCGCCGCAAUAGACACUAAGUCAGUUGCCUUUAUGCAGUUCCAGGAUAUCCGUGUGCCCGACCGGAGUGUACCUUAUGACGAGAUGCUUCGAGAUGUAAAUGAACUGCAUCAGGAAUGUCUUUUCGAAGAAAUUAGCCUGAGUGACUUCUAUAAUUGGGAAGUGGCAGAGAUAGUGACGAUUGUCAAGAGCAAUGAGUGGACCGGACCAGCGGUCUAUGAAGGCCUUUACAAUGCCCUGGAGCGGAACACAUCCGUGGCUUGCUUGCGGCUACAAGUAUCGUCUUACGCUAGGCAGGCGUUGGGAUAUAGAAAGUUUCGUGAUGGCUACAUGACUGCGAGCUAAGUACCAGAAUUGGGAGAUCGCAUUUCAGUCACUGCGAACGUCAUUAGUACGCACUACACAUGUCUGCAUAUCAUUACAGUCAUCCACCGGCCAAUGGUACACUACAUGAAAUUUUGAUUGUCACAGCACAACACUUCAAUAUAUAUUUUCCCCUCAUAGCAGUACACAUAAACAGUCCACCACAUAAUUUUCAAGAAAAUUAUGCAGCCUUGUGAGCUCAGUGCUGCAAAC
Molecule: messenger RNA, 876 nt
Organism: Suillus paluster
Lineage: Eukaryota; Fungi; Basidiomycota; Agaricomycetes; Boletales; Suillaceae
Exons: 6
Coding region: 1-645 (214 amino acids)
Source: RefSeq, a predicted model, not a curated record